Messenger RNA from Malania oleifera, 958 nucleotides. Its product is annotated as putative yippee-like protein Os10g0369500. The coding region runs from base 324 to 659 and encodes 111 amino acids. The record is from RefSeq and is a predicted model, not a curated record. NCBI's taxonomy places the organism in Eukaryota, Viridiplantae, Streptophyta, Magnoliopsida, Santalales, Ximeniaceae. The transcript has 4 exons.
ACACAAAUUCUUUAUAUGGAAAAGAUUUUAAGAGGUAAACUCAAUUAGGGCGUUAAAUGAUUUUGCAUAGGCAAUAUAUAUAGAGCAUUCAUGCAAAUGCCAUGUGUCGGUGACGUAGCGCGGUGCUAUUGGUUCCUCUUCGUUGUUCCACCCCCAACAUACUCACCUCUCCAUUGCCUACGCCACACUGUUUUGAACCUUCCUCUUCUUCGCAUCGUCGCUCUCAAAUUUUGGGAUUUCGCAUUCGAUCUGAAAUUUUAGGGCACAAAUUGAGUAAGAUCAAUCCAUCAAUCCAACUUUCCCGCGUCUGACUACGGGUUUCGAUGGGGCGGCUGUUCAUAGAGUCAUUACCGGGUCCGAAGGUCUUCAAAUGCAAGUGCUGCAAGGUGGAUUCCGCGUCUCACAACGACUUAGUUUCGAAGGAUUUUCAAGGUCGUUUCGGGAGGGCUUACCUCUUCAAGAGCGUGGUAAAUAUAUCUCUUGGGCCUACUGAAGAGCGGCAACUUAUGAGUGGAUUGCAUACUGUAAAUGACAUUUAUUGUAGCUGUUGUCAACAAAUAUUGGGCUGGAGAUACGAUAAGGCUUAUGAGGAGAGUGAAAAGUACAAGGAAGGAUUGUAUAUUCUAGAGAAGGAGCGGAUGUUGAAGGAGGGAUGGUGAAACUUUUGUGCAUGUAAGUUUUGUGCAAAAUCAGAGGGAAUAAAGAGGUUUCUUUUUGCAGGAGGUUCAACAUAAUUGAAAGACUUUUUUGCAUACCAAACACAUUUCGAAAGUAGAAUAGGUGAGCCGAUGAUUAAGGCAUUCUAUCAAAGCUUGUUGAGUCUCUUGGUGCAUCCCAAAAACUAAAUCCAAAGUGGAUCACAUGUUAUUACCCCUUCUGUUUGUGCUUCCUUUUAAUUGUAGACCGAGUUGUUGUAUUUUUACAUAUAUAUUUCAUUAAAUCAAUUGUUGAACCUUAA